GAGACACUUCAACUCAAGACACUUGCUCAAACAUCACGCUAGACCACUAAUGGGUGCGUAAUGCUACGCAAACCUUAGAGCGGUAGUCAGCUAAGUUAACAUAGUAUUCAAUAUUUCCAAAUAUUUGAACAAUUUACUUGGAACAGGACAGUUGAGUGGUUAGAAUACCUUCACUUUUAUAGCUUGAGAUCCUAGACCGCUUCUUGAAACCAAGAUAAGAUUUCUGAACACCGAGAUAUAAACAACAGUUGUCAUAGUAACAGUAAAUUCAACGUUGUUGAAAAAGUCAGAUGGAUAAUACAAAGCCAACUGGGAUGCGGCGUGCAUCUCAUUGGUCUACUGAAGUCGAAAAUGCAUAUAGGUUUCAGCUAGCGGGUUACAGAGACGAAGUGGAAUAUUUUAACUAUAAUAAUGCUGACCCAGAGAAGUGGACAAAUACGGGAUUUGUUAAAAAACUGAAGCGACGAGAUGACAAAGAUAUACCGAAAUGCAAACUAUACGUAUAUUAAUAAACAAAAUACAAUUCAGUGAAUAAAAUCCAUCAAGCUUUAUUUCUAGAAAUUCUUAACAGUGCGUACUCUGUUUAACAAAGGGUGUGAAAAUUUUACACGAGGGUAAAGCAACAAUUAAUAAACUAUUUCAACCACAAAACCUGUCGGUGUUUCUUCGCUUGUUGUUUAUUCCUAAUACAAGAGAUUUGCUGCAAUCCUCUGACGUUUUGGUAAGAGAAAGGCUUUUGCCGAUUAUGAGUGGUUGUGUUGACUGCAUACAUAGUCUGAUCAUAGUUGAAACAGAUAUUUUUCCUCAACUCAGUCGAAGAAGAAAGAAGAGCACUGUAUAUUGUUUGAAAGUUUAGCUAAAUACUACAUAUUCAUUUUAAAGAAGUCUAAAGAAUGAAAAGCUUUUUUUUAAUUGUGACGAUGAGGAUGCCCUGUUUAACCUGCAGGGUCUGGUACUAUGUCAAGCCUGCACAGGUUAUUCUAGCCUUUGGACAGACCAAUUUAUUUAUUCUUCUGGAGCCGUAUUUUGAUCUUGUUAAUUAAUCGCUUAUCAACCCCAACCGUUUUUACGUAAGCGUAUGUAUGCAAAUUUCUUAUCUUAAACAUCACAUAUCUGCAGCUUAUUUUUGUUCAAGUUGGCUUACUCGCCUUCUCCACCGCGCUUCAAUCCGUUUCGCUUUGCCAUCUCCUCUUCGUUUUCUUCUCUUCGUCUCUCUGAACGUCUAUUCUGAUCGACGAUUGUACUAAAUAUACGUAUUCAAAACUCCAUUCUCGUAUUUGAAUAAUUUUAAUUCC
Molecule: messenger RNA, 1295 nt
Organism: Schistosoma intercalatum
Lineage: Eukaryota; Metazoa; Platyhelminthes; Trematoda; Strigeidida; Schistosomatidae
Source: the annotation of a GenBank genome assembly